GCCUGGCUGAUGCUAAGUGGAUCUUUUAGCAUCUCUCCCUGGAAGGAGGCAAGUGAGAGGCUGGGAGCGGCUGGACCACGAACUGGGCUUGCAAGGGUUUGCAAGGAGGACCUCCUCUGUUGGACAGAAUCCCCGCCGACCUACGCAUUCUACAGGAGGCCUAGAACGUUGCGCAUCAUGACUCUAGCUGCAUACAAAGAAAAAAUGAAGGAGCUCCCCCUGGUGUCUCUCUUCUGCUCAUGCUUCCUCUCAGACCACUUAAACAAACCGUCUUACAAAUAUGAAGUAGACACGGUAGACCUCACCUGGUGCGUCAUUUCUGACAUGGAGGUCAUCGAACUCAACAAGCGUACCUCGGGACAGUCUUUUGAAGUCAUCCUCAAGCCGCCAUCCUUUGAUGGAAUCCCUGAAUUCAAUGCCUCCCUGCCCCGACGACGUGACCCUUCACUGGAGGAGAUCCAGAAGAAGUUGGAGGCUGCUGAGGAGCGGCGUAAGUACCAGGAAGCUGAGCUCCUAAAGCAGCUGGCGGGAAAGCGGGAGCAUGAACGGGAAGUCAUCCAGAAAGCCGUUGAAGAGAACAACAAUUUCAUCAAGAUGGCCAAGGAGAGGCUGAUCCAGAAAAUGGAAUCCAACAAAGAGAACCGAGAGGCCCAUUUAGCUGCCAUGUUGGAACGCCUGCAGGAGAAGGACAAACAUGCUGAGGAGGUUCGAAAGAACAAGGAGCUAAAGGAAGAAGCCUCGAGGUAAAGAGGCUCCUGGGAACAGUGACAGUUUGGACUGACAGCUCCAAGGAAGGACGGCGGCAGGCAGCGGUCAUGGCGGCAGCUACCUCAGCGCAAAAGUGUUGACUGACAAAUCGGGAUUGUCCUCUGCUUUCGUUGUUUGUGAAUGUAAAGAAAUUGAUUGGUGAAGCCAUCUUGUGUGUUUCAGGGAGGGAGGGAGGCAUAAGGGGAAGCGAAAGCUGAAAGAAGCGUGAGCAUUUGGGGGAGGGAUAAUGGGUGGGGGGGAUGAGUAGACACGCCCAAAAUGGCAGCAAAGUUUUAAACCAAGUUCUGUCAUUUCCCCCCACACAUACAGGUAGUGUCUGAUAAGGAACCCAAACUAACAUAGGGGUGGUGGGAAUGUGUCAAGGCAGGGGUGGGAGUGGACAGGUGUGUAAACUAAACUUGGUGAUAAGCCAGGAGACAAAGGUGGAAGGAAAGUCACCUCUGGGGUGAGUGUUGUCUUGUAUGUUGUUGCCAUUAAUGUCAGUCACUGGUGUAAAAAAAAAUCCUCGUUUAUGUGCCUCCUUCAUAAUUGUUCCUCUCAUCUUUAACCCCCAGGUACUUUCAGCCUGGUGUUGCUCAACCUGAAGCGGUUGGUUGUGGUGAUUUUGAACCCACAGUUCCUUUGUUUCAAAGAUGAUAAUAAAUAACUUUUGCCAGAGAGUCAGUAUUGUCAGAUAUGAGCCAAUCCUGCCCUCUUGAAAUCAAAGCCAGGAUGGUGAAUUCCCUAAAUACUGUCGAUAUAGCACAAUCUUGUUAAGUUAUAGUCAAAUCUGAAAACCCUUGAUAUAUACAAUUUUAUAUAAAAUUCCUUAUGGCAGUAAACGGAGCUGGUGCAGAUGGGUUACCGCCCCCAAAAGGCCAUAUCACCUUGUGAUAAAACAAAUACAAAAAUGAAUUCUAAACAUGGGAAGAACUCAGUUUAUCGGUGCACCUGACUUCAGGUUAGAAAGCCACCAACGCUAAGAAUUUGAGUAAAAGCUUUCCUAAGCAACUCCGCAGAAUUUGCCUAAAUCCAGAUUGAUAUUCUUUCUCCUGUUUAGAAUUCUCCUUCUUAUAACAUCCCCAUCUAAAAAGAAUGUUAGACUCUUAGAAAGAGGGGGAAAGACCUGCAUGUAAAAUAUUAGAUUUGGCAAGAUCAAAUUUAACAAAUUUACUUAAACAUUUGUCAUGCCGAACUAGAUGUUGCAUGUGAGUAUAUGCUUUUAAAUCCCAAUAGUGCUUUGUUUAUGGGGGGACACAAACUUUUAGGAGGAUGUUAUUUAGAGCAGACAGGCAAUAGCAAGUGGCAGAAGCAUCAGUCUCUUUCUUUGCCUGUCAUCUUGCUCUAAAUCCCCUGGCACACUUCAUUUCUUCAUCCUGUGAGAGUUCUGGAUAUGCAUGUGCCCUCUUGCAGAGGACGCCCAGGGAACAACCCUUGUGUAUGUAUGGUUCUGUGCUAGGCAAAUACGAUAUUCUGAUAGGGUCAACACUCUCCAAAACAUUGCUCAGGAUUUCCAGGUAAAACUUGUGGGUUCACAGACUGUGAGAUUGAUUGCCACCCCACAUGACUGUUUAGUCAUUAAUGCUGUCUGGUCAGCCCUGGCCUUGCAGGUCUCGACUUCAGCAGCAGUCCAUGCAACCAAUAAGAACAAUUGUGAGCCAAUGGAAUUUGUGGCUAGAUUUCAACUUUGAAGGUCAUGCCCCAGGACACUCUUGGAGUCUUCUUCUGCAAGGGGCCACUGUCAAGAUCUUCCAGCCAUGUAUGCCUAUAUCAAACAUGUAUUUUAUCAAAGCUGUGCAUGAUGUGAAAAUGACAUCUUCUCUGCCAUCUCUAAGGAUCCAGGGAUGUACUUUUCUGAUCAUGCAGCGCAGCUAUUUGGGAUGGCAAAAUGUCUUGCGUAGCUCAGCUUUGAGGCUGAUGAAAUAACCUUCAGAAAUGCCUGAGAGAAUGUGCAGUGUGCCUCUUUCUUGCAGAAAACACAAAUGAUUCCAAACAAUAAAAUGAUAAUCUAAUUAAGGUUGAAAUGCCUUCUCUGAAUUCUACAAAACAAAAACAUUUUCAGUAGUAAUAGGUAAAAUGGGUAACUCAACAAAUGAGGUUCAGCCACAUAUUUCAGAAGGCACAUAUGAAUGUUUCAUUAUGAUAUCUGCAUACAUGGCAAGCUAGCCACAGUUCUAGCUGUGCACGAUAAACAUGUGGUUGCUAAUAAAUUCUUAAGGCAAAAAUUGUAUGGACAUGUUAAAAUCCCAGCAAGACCUUCAACUUGGAUGGAUGAAAUUACAGGAUUCCGGGGGGCGGGGGUGGGGGAGGGUAUCAUUGCAGUCAAGAUAUCUCAAGCUGGAAACACAAGUAAAGAUCAGCAAGCAGCAAGGCCCAGAGGCAUGUGGUGGGGAUGUUGGGCUAGAGUGGGUGACUAGAAAGCACAAUGUGGGGCUUUUCAGCUGUUAGAGGGGAGAGGUGCCAUUCCCAGCUUCCUGCUGCAGAGUUCUGUCAUGCUCAGUAUUGACUGGAAAUCACACCGGGCCCUUUGGCUCCCCUACUUCCUGAGGAGGCAUUGAAGCCAUUGAUUGGGGAAGGAGCGGCAAAGCAAAACAGCUUCUCCAGAGAUUGCUAUGAUGAGGGUCAUUCAUCACGGGCUGGUUCCUUCUUGACAUGGAAAUGCUGAGGAAUCCGGGUAAACAACAGGAAGGGGGAAGGGAAGGGAAAAGAACACCUUUGUAGCUGUUCCGGCUGUGGCAAUAAGCUGUCUUUUUUUUGUAUCUGAUGGAUGUAAAUAAAACUGCCAGCAUUCUUUUUCUUUCUGACAA
Sphaerodactylus townsendi is the source of this 3554-nucleotide messenger RNA. RefSeq names its product stathmin 4 (gene STMN4). NCBI's taxonomy places the organism in Eukaryota, Metazoa, Chordata, Lepidosauria, Squamata, Sphaerodactylidae. Gene Ontology annotation, biological process: regulation of microtubule polymerization or depolymerization; neuron projection development; microtubule depolymerization. Gene Ontology annotation, cellular component: cytoplasm; neuron projection. The transcript has 6 exons. The coding region runs from base 10 to 747 and encodes 245 amino acids. The record is from RefSeq and is a predicted model, not a curated record. Gene Ontology annotation, molecular function: tubulin binding.